This is a messenger RNA of Eruca vesicaria subsp. sativa (arugula), 3323 nucleotides long. NCBI's taxonomy places the organism in Eukaryota, Viridiplantae, Streptophyta, Magnoliopsida, Brassicales, Brassicaceae. The record is from the annotation of a GenBank genome assembly.
GGAAAAGAAGAGCAAGUGAAAUAAAGCAUAAGAGAAAGCACUAGUUUCUUUGCUUGUGUGUGUGAGAGAGAGAAUGGAUUGUGAUCUGAAACGUUUCUUUGUUGCAUUGUUUCUGUUUCAAAUCCAUGGAUACAUAGUUGCUUCUUUUUACCCUGACGAUUUCCCUGUUGCGUUACCUAAUUGCUUAGACCGGUGCUAUCGUUCUCCUCUUUCUCGUGUUCCUUACCCUUUUGGGAUAGGCAAAGGUUGUUACAAGAACAAGUGGUUCGAAGUUGUCUGCAACCACUCAUCAUUCCCCUCUUUUCCUUUCCUCCCAAGCCUCGGAUUAGAAGUCACUUCGUUUUCCCUUAUAAAUGACUUAGACUAUCAUUCUUACAGGAGCAACAGGUUUCAGAUUAAUAGUCCAGCAAAGACUUCAGGGUGUUCCUAUGGAGGAGAAGAGAAGUCAUCCUUGAAUCUAACGGGCACUCCAUUCUUCAUAUCAGACAAUAACAAGUUCACAGCUAAGGGAUGUAACAUCAAAGCCAUGAUGGUAAGCACAGGGCCACAGAUUGUUGGAUGUGAGGCCAGAUGUGGGAAAGAGAGUCGGUAUUACAAAGAUGCUGACAAGAGCUGUGUCGGAUAUCAAUGCUGCCAGACCAAAAUACCGCCUGGUCUUCAAGUGUUUGAUUCAACUGUGGAGAAACUGCAACCUGGUGGUAAAAACGAAUGUCAGACUGCUUUUUUGUCAAGUGAUCCAAUUUUUACACGGGUCAUGGAUCUGGAAUGGCGUCUUGAAGUUCCCCCGCCCAUGUUCCCUCCAGAGAAUAUGCAUUGCGAGAUAAGUACAAGCGUAAUUCGCACAGAUGAUAAAUAUAAGUAUCAAUGCAGCUGCAAACCUGGUUAUGAAGGAAACCCUUAUUUACCUGGUGGAUGUCCAGACGUUGAUGAGUGCAAAUUUCUAUAUAAAGUGUGUGGAAAGCACAAGUGUGUGAAUGUGCCUGGAUCAUUCAGAUGUGAAAAAACAUGGCCAGUCAUUCUAGGUGGAACUCUAAGCGGUGGAUUGUUGUUUUUAGUCCUUGGAACAUGGUGGCUAUGCAAGGUUAAUAAAAAGGAGGAAGCAGAUAGGCAGAAGAUAAAGUUCUUCAAACGAAAUGGAGGUUUGUUAUUAGAACAACAAACAUUCUCCCAUCAAGGCAGUGUCAACAAAACCAAAGUGUUCAGCUCCAAUGACCUGGACAAGGCAACUGACAAAUUCAAUGCAAGUAGAAUACUAGGGCAAGGCGGCCAAGGUACAGUUUACAAAGGGAUGUUGGAAGAUGGGAUGAUCGUUGCUGUCAAAAAGUCCAAAGCAUUGGAAGAAGAGAAUCUUGAAGAGUUCAUCAACGAGAUCAUUCUUCUCUCUCAGAUCAACCACAGAAACGUUGUCAGGAUCUUAGGAUGUUGUCUUGAGACAGAGGUGCCUAUGUUGGUGUAUGAGUUCAUUCCCAACAGAAGCCUUUUUGAUCAUCUCCAAAACCCAUCAGAAGACUUCCCAAUGACUUGGAGAGUACGUCUCUGCGUCGCCUGGGAAGUAGCUGAUGCACUAUCCUACCUGCAUUCAGCAGCCUCUGUUCCAAUUUAUCAUAGAGAUGUCAAGUCAACAAAUAUCUUGUUGGAUGAGAAGCACCGUGCAAAAGUAUCGGACUUCGGGAUCUCGAGGUCUGUUGCUAUAGAUGAUACUCACCUGACGACGAUAGUGCAAGGAACAGUUGGGUAUGUAGACCCGGAGUACCUCCAGUCAAGCCACUUCACUGAGAAGAGUGAUGUCUACAGCUUUGGGGUUGUGCUCAUUGAGCUCAUAACUGGAGGAAAACCUGUCUCUUUUCUGAGGCCACAAGAAGUAAGGAUGUUGGGAGCUUACUUCCUCGAAGCCAUGAGGAAUGAUAAACUUCAUGAGAUUGUUGAUGCGCGCAUCAAGGAGGAGUAUGAUCAAGAGGAAGUCCUUGUAGUAGCUAAACUUGCGAGAAGGUGUUUGAGCUUGAACUCAGAGCAUCGCCCUACUAUGAGAGAAGUUUUUAUCGAACUGGAUAGGAUGCAAUCCAAGAGAAAAGGGGCUCAAAGCCAAGAUGAAUAUAGCGACGAGCACACACACAUCGAGAUCGCAAUACCGGAGUCUAUGUCACUCAGUUACUCUUCUCCUUAUCCACUCGAGGAAAACAGCUCAUUCUCACCGGACUCAAAACCACUCAUGACUCACAACACACAUGUUUUAAAACUCGGUGUCGACCAAUUUUUUAAAAAACUUGGGAAGAUAGACUGUUUGGAUUCCCCGAAAGCAAGUGUAACACAACGGUUUUGGAUCAAGGAGAUAAAAGAGAUAUCUUUUCUUCCUCCGUUUCACGGUGUUUCGGCGCGCCGAUACAUUACAUGUUACAAUCUCCGUAAAAAAGUUCGAAAGUUCCAGAAAAAAAAUUUGCCAAUGGCGUCUUCAUCGGAUUCAUGGAUGAGAGAAUACAACGAGGCUUUAAAACUCGCUGAGGAUAUCAACGGAAUGAUCUCCGAAAGGAGUAAGUCUCCCUUAACAGGGCCUGAUGCUCAACGUCGUGCUUCAGCUAUACGUAGAAAGAUCACUAUUUUCGGAACACGUUUAGAUAGUCUUCAGUCUCUUCUCGCCAAAAUCCAUGGGAAGCCUAUUUCAGAGAAGGAGAUGAACAGGCGCAAGGAUAUGAUUGGGAAUUUGAGAUCGCAGGCGAAUCAGAUGGCGAGUACUUUGAACAUGUCGAACUUUGGUAAUAGAGAUAGCUUGCUUGGGUCUGAGAUAAAGGCGGAUGAUACCAUGAGCAGAGUUAGUGGCAUGGAUAAUCAAGGGAUUGUUGGGUUUCAACGACAAGUUAUGAGAGAACAAGAUGAAGGACUUGAGCAGCUUGAGGAAACAGUGAUGAGUACAAAACACAUUGCUUUAGCUGUCAAUGAAGAGCUUAGCUUGCAGACAAGGCUUAUUGAUGACUUAGACUACCAUGUGGAUGUUACUGACUCUCGCUUACGGAGAGUGCAAAAGAACCUUGCUGUCAUGAACAAGAAUAUGAGAAGUGGCUGUUCUUGCAUGUCAAUGCUUUUGUCAAUGCUCGGGAUCGUCGGUCUUGCUGUUGUAAUAUGGCUGCUGGUUAAGUACUUGUAAUCUCAACAUUAGAGAACUUAUAAGUUUCUAUCUAGUUCACUUACCGCCUCUGUGUGAAAUGGUCUCAGUGUACCUCAUGAUUCAACAUUUGUCCUCAUGAUUCAACAUUUGCGCUUGUCCUUUUCGUUCCUCUUAUGUUGUGAGAACCUUUAAUAAAUAUUAUAAUCAUGUGUGCAGUUUUCAC